UAAAACCUUAAUAAAUACGUCCAUUUUGCCGCAUUGAGCGUCAAACGGUUCUUGUCCGUUGAACGUGUCAUUUUGCUGUUUGUCUCUGUAGACGUCUCGUCGUCAAAGUAUUUUCAACAUGUCUGAUGAAGGAAAGCUUUUCGUCGGUGGUCUUAGUUUCGAAACCAACGAACGGUCCCUUGAGGAUGUUUUCUCUAAAUACGGGCAUGUUUCUGAAGUGGUGGUAAUAAAGGACCGGGAAACCCACAAGUCCAGAGGCUUUGGCUUUGUAACGUUUGAAAACCCAGAGGACGCUAAAGAUGCUAUGAUCGCAAUGAAUGGAAAGUCUGUUGAUGGAAGACAAAUCCGCGUGGACCAAGCUGGCAAAUCAUCCGGAAACCGAUCUGGUGGUGGAUACAGGGGACGGCCAUCUGGUCGUGGAGCAUUCUUCAGAGGAAGCAGGGGUGGCAGAGGAGGUGGAGACCGUUAUGGUGGUGGCCGCUUCGAUAACAGAAACAGUGGUGGAUAUCCUUCAGACAGGAGUUACUACAACAGAGAUGGCAGGGGGCAGGGAGGCUAUGGUGAUCGCCCUGGAGGCUCCUACAGAGACAGCUAUGACAGCUAUGCUACACAUGAAUAAAAAAUCCUUCCUGAUUCAAGAUCAUCCUUCAGUGGCUGUAUUUAUAAAGAUAUUCUCUUCGAAGAAUCUGUUUCUUUUUGUUUCCGUGUGUUGUGAUACUGCUUUAUUUUUUUUUUUUUUUUUGGAGAAAUGUUGAAGCUUCUGGUUUUGACCUUUUUUUGUUGAACACAACCUGACAGCUUCUAAUGGAGAAUAUUUGUAUUUAGUCAUGUGUUCGUGUUUUCUUUUGGCAAUUUCUAGUUAAAGCAUUUCCCUCAUUACAUGAGGGUUUUAUUAAUUUUUUUUUUAUUUCUGUAAAAUGAACAACUUUUACUCGAAGCGUGACAAGCUGUGAAUUAUUUUAAGGCUUUGUGCGCCUUCAGUUUCUGAUGCAUUCCUUUAGUUUUAGCAAGGUAGGAGUGCAGCCUGGGUUUCUCCCAUUUCCAGCAACCACCUUGGUAUAGCUAAAGAUUUGUGUAGAAGAGUAAAUUACUCUAGACUGCUUAAGAGUUAAGAUUGGCCAUUUACUGUUCAGGAUGUUCAAAGAUCCUUAAACAUAUAAAGCAAAACUCUUGGAGUUUUAUAGGUAUUUUACUCUUUGCCACCUGUACUAUUUGGAUGCAGACUUCUGUAAUGGACUUGAUUCCUCAAACUAAAAACCUGCACAUUCAGAUACUGUCUAUUUUUCACUGGAAAAUUGUGCUUUACGUUCUGUAUCAAAUAUUGGAAGAAACUUUUGUAAAGUUUGGCUUCAUGAAGCCCAUUAAACGAAUGGUUAAAAUUG
Messenger RNA from Polypterus senegalus (gray bichir), 1382 nucleotides. RefSeq names its product cold inducible RNA binding protein b (gene cirbpb). Gene Ontology annotation, cellular component: spliceosomal complex. The coding region runs from base 119 to 619 and encodes 166 amino acids. The transcript has 7 exons. Gene Ontology annotation, biological process: positive regulation of mRNA splicing, via spliceosome. NCBI's taxonomy places the organism in Eukaryota, Metazoa, Chordata, Cladistia, Polypteriformes, Polypteridae. Gene Ontology annotation, molecular function: RNA binding. The record is from RefSeq and is a predicted model, not a curated record.